AUGAGCCACGUCCUGCAUGUUGUCGUAGUUGGUUUCCAUCACAAAAAAGGGUGCCAGGUCGAAUAUUGUUAUCCUCCUUUAUCUGAAGAUUCGGAGACUUCCUUACCAGAACAAUGGGCGCACCUGCCCGCACUAGCCCUUCCAGAUGGAGCUCAUAAUACGGCUAGUGAUGUCAUCUAUUUCACCUUACCAUCCAAAGAUUCACCAGGUGAAACUGUUUUCGGAAUUUCGUGUUAUCGACAAAUAUCAGCAAAUGAUCUGGUUGCCAAAACCGAUGAUGUCACGCGCAGUACCGUGCAGAAAAGUGUUUGUGUCAUAUCAAGAUCACCCUUGUUUGGAGUUCUGAAAGCUAAACUACAACUAAUUACACAAGCUUAUUUCAAUGAAAGAGAUUUCUCCAAGGUUGAAGUCUUGGCUCAGAUGUACACGAAUCUCUGCGACAUGUUUGAAGGGGAUCUUGUGGAUGGACAAGCAGCGUCCAUGGACAUAUCUCUUCAAGACCUCUUCUCCAAAUUCCGACAUCGUGUUAUCUUGCUGUUCAAGUUGAUGUUGCUGGAAAAAAAAGUCUUAUUCAAUAUUACCCCAGUGCAGGAUUUAGGAGAUACUAUCAUCGGGCUCUUGUCGCUCUUCCCUAAAUUGUUAGAAGAGGGUUUGCUCCAUUCCUGUUUUAUGGAAAAUACGAAUACUCAGGAGAAUGUUAUUGAAGAGGUUCCAGUGGUUGAUGCUGAAGACGACGAAAUAGUAGUGAGACCACCCAGUCCUUUAGAAGAUACAAUAAAACAGCACGAUUCCUUUGGAUUUCCGCUGGCUAUUUUCACAGAGGGAAAUUGUUUUCAACCGUAUGCAUCCAUAUCCUAUUUGGAUCUCUUACGAACACCAUCUAAUCGUGGAUUUACUGUGGGAGCUACGAAUGUUUUGUUUAUGACCAAGAAAGACUUGUGGGAUGUCAUAAUAACCGUUGAUGAACAAGGCAUAGGACAAGUUGAUGUUUUGAAGCCGGAGUUGAAGAAAUUGCUUUCGCUCACUGCUGCCGAUUUACGCUUCGGAGAUUAUCUUAUUAAGAAUAUAGAUGCUAAUAGAGAAGCUUCUGCUGUUUUUGAAGGUGGAGACGAAUGGAUUAAGCUCCAAUUCCGGAAUUAUUUACUCUCAUUAGGAGCUACUGCUCGUAGUGACUUGCUCUCUUCUCUGGGUGAUUUUGGUUCUCUUUUCAUUAAUGAAUGGAAGCAGACGAAAAAUUAUAAAUUGUGGAUGAAUGGCGACUACGAAGAUUUGGUUGGAACACCUUUGGGACACGCUUUUGCUGGCCAAAUGGGAUUUCACGAUGUUGUUUUGCGUGUUGACAAUGCUGUUUCCGGUUCAGAAGGAGCACGAAAGGCUUUGACGGUUUUAUCUUCGACGGGAAAAUCAAUAGGAGAGAAAGGUGCGAAUGUCAAGCAAAGUUUGACUAAUUGGUUCCGCGGGGGAGGGAACACAACUCCGGAAAAUGGCGGUGAGCCGUCCAAACCACAAACCAACAGAUUUUCUACCUGGUUGCGAACAUCGACCUCCAGUCCUUCGAUCAGUUCUAGCGAGGAAAAACCGGGAGAAAAUAUAAACUCGAACACUUCGGAGACAGAAGAUGCCACUAUAUCUUCGAAGGCUAAAAACUUCGUCAAUUGGUUGAAGAAUGGCAAAGCAGAAUCUAUCGAGACAGCAGAAGAAGCUUUCGACGAAACAAUGUCAACAACGGAAAAAACAGAAAACAAAUUUCUAAAGCAUUUCGCACAUAUCUAUGUACUAUGCCAUUCGUUUGUAAUUAGCUGCACUCUUGCAUGA
Messenger RNA from Auanema sp. JU1783, 1815 nucleotides. Lineage: Eukaryota; Metazoa; Nematoda; Chromadorea; Rhabditida; Rhabditidae. The record is from the annotation of a GenBank genome assembly.